CCAAGUCUGAAAAAUUAUAUUGAAGGACUAAACAACUAUAUAUACAUAAAACCAUAUGCUCUCAAAACCCUAAAUCCGCAUUCUCCUAAUUAAAUUCAUUUUUUCUGUAAAAAAUCUGUAGCAUGAGUCACUACAACCAUCAAAAUCAGGCUCCAGCGGUAUAUCCACCACCCCCCAUCUCAUACCCUCCGCCGCCUGCCGGCGCAUACCAAGGGUAUCUGCCUCCGUCGUAUCCGCCACCACCACAAAUUCAUCAAGGAUACAAUACUAGUACUCAAGGCGGUCCAUAUGUUGUUGUUGCACCACCAGUUGCUUACCCUAUGAAAAAUGAUGGUCCUGGAGCUGGAUACCCCCAACAGCCAGCUCCCUAUCAGCAGCACCAACAGCCACCUCCCUAUCAGCAGCAGCAACAGCCAGCUCCCUAUCAGCAGCAGCAACAGCCACCUCCCUAUCAGCAGCAGCAACAGUCACUUCCCUAUCAGCAGCAGCAACAGCCACCAAAAUCUCAUCGCCAUCACAGAGGUGGUGGAUUUUGGGCCGGAUGUUGUUCUGCCAUGUUUUGCUGCUGUCUCUGCGAUUUAUGCUGCUUGCCCUGCUCAAUCUUUUAAUUUUUUAGAAGAUCAUCCGUCGUGCGUGCACCGACCGGCCGGUCUCUCAAAUCUCAAUAAUCUUUCCUUAAUUCUGUCUAUGCUAGCUGAUUUCCAUACAGUGAAGAUUCAUCCUCUUAUGUGUAAAGUUUUGUAAUAUAUAAUGGCACACGAUUUUUGACACACAUUUUAUGUACUUCGUAAUAUAUUUCAACGAUUUCAACCACGA
Molecule: messenger RNA, 816 nt
Organism: Malus domestica (apple)
Lineage: Eukaryota; Viridiplantae; Streptophyta; Magnoliopsida; Rosales; Rosaceae
Source: RefSeq, a predicted model, not a curated record